AUCUCUUCUCUGAAAACUCGGACAACUUUUCCCUUUUCUUUUAUCCCCUCAUUUUUUGCUGUAUUCACUAAAAAAUAUGAAACAACUCCUAGAAAAUACCAAAACUAACAAACUUGUUUCAUUGGUGAUAUGCUUAUUAGUUCUCACAACCCUCUUAAGCACCUUAGCUCUUUACUCUCCAAUCUCUUCCACCAUCAUCAGAAUAGUGCAAAUCUACCCAACAAAUCCUCGAAUUCACCCUCUAAAAGAUGAUUAUGCAAAGUGUGAUUUAUUCAAAGGACAAUGGGUUGAAGACUCAAAAGGUCCUCUUUACACAAAUACAACUUGCUCAACAAUUCCAACAUCAAAAGAUUGUUUCUUGCAUGGGAGAAAUGACAAGGAGUUCUUAUAUUGGAGAUGGAAGCCGCAUAGAUGUCAACUGGCAAGAUUCGAACCCAUGACCUUUUUUCAAAUAAUGCGCAAUAAGAGACUUGCAUUUAUAGGAGAUUCAGUUGCUAGAAACCAAGUAGAGUCUCUUUUAUGCCUCUUAUCCCAAGAAGAAGCUCCAAUUGAUGUGUACAAAGAUGCCAAAGAUCGAUCUCGAACAUGGUUCUUCCCUAAGAGUAAUUUCACUCUUAUGGUGUUAUGGACUAGGUUUUUAGUUAAGGGUGUUGAAAAAGAGGUUGGAGUGUUUGAUUUGGAACUUGAUCAAGUGGAUGAAAAAUGGAGUUAUGAUGUGAAUCAAGGGUUAGUGGAUUAUGCCAUUGUUUCAAGUGCUCAAUGGUAUUUUAAGAAGAAAUAUUUGUAUGAAGGAGGGAAAUUGGUUGGAUGUCUAUAUUGCAAUGAAACCAAUUUGACUGAAUUUAAAGUGAGUUUUGCUAUUGGGAAGGCUUUUCAAACUACACUCAGGUACAUAAAUGGGUGCAAGAAAUGCAAGGGCAUGGUAACCUUGGUUAGGACAAUCUCACCAUCACAUUUUGAGAACGGGACAUGGAGAAACGGAGGCCAUUGUGACAGAUCAAAACCUUAUAGCAAAGUAGAGGUAGAAAAUAUGUUGGCAACAAACAAAAACAAUGUAGAAUGGGAGGUUAGAAACAUUCAAAUGGACGAAAUCGAGCGAGUAAAGAAACAAGGAAGCAUCAAAGGACAACAAAAAUUUGAAGCCAUGGACAUAACUAAGGUAAUGUUAAUGAGGCCCGACGGGCACCCGGGUUCACACUGGCGUGACAAGAAGAAGAAAGGGUUCAAUGAUUGUGUGCAUUGGUGCAUGCCUGGGCCUAUUGAUGUGUGGAAUGAUCUCUUGUUGGCUUUACUUAGGAAACCUGUAUUGUAGAGCGUAAUGGUUAGUUAAUUAGGUUGAGAUCUUACAUAUUAGGUAAAACACAAAGUUUGUCAUUGUGUUUCAUAUCUUAUGUAUAAGGUUUAAUUUUGUACAGGU
Beta vulgaris subsp. vulgaris (sugar beet) is the source of this 1417-nucleotide messenger RNA. RefSeq names its product xyloglucan O-acetyltransferase 4. Gene Ontology annotation, cellular component: Golgi apparatus. Lineage: Eukaryota; Viridiplantae; Streptophyta; Magnoliopsida; Caryophyllales; Amaranthaceae. Gene Ontology annotation, molecular function: O-acetyltransferase activity. The transcript is spliced from 3 exons. The coding region runs from base 77 to 1312 and encodes 411 amino acids. The record is from RefSeq and is a predicted model, not a curated record.